GGAGCUGGGCUCACCUACCCGGGCGAAAAUCAUGUCCCAGUGCAGUCAGACAGAGACUUCGAAAUGGCGGGGCAGGUCACGUGUCUGAUGGCGUCACCCGCAAUCCGCAAGCGUAAUUCACCAGAAAGUCUGCAGUGAGAGAAAAAUGUUGUAGAAGCCGAGACGAACGCGAAGCUCUGUUUCUGCAGUAACCAUGCCGAGGCGCUUUGUUCUGGUUGGUUUAAAAUACGAGAGUCUUCCUCCAGUCGAAAUUAUUGCGUGUGGUGAGCGGGAAGAGGGGAAGUUCUGCAAGUCCUAGAUUCGCCUGCUGCUUCUGUGUCCUCACGUUCGAUACCCGUCGCUUAUGACAGGCUGAGAUGUGACAGUUGAGUGUCCAGUCCGUACGUCAUUCAGUUUCCGGUUGUGCAAGAUGCGAGUGCGUCUCAAAGGUCCAUCACGCUGCUGCGACGCGCGACUGGACCGCAGAUGACGGGGGUGGUGGCCCUCCGCCGUAGAGAGGUCACUGCAUGUGGGGUGAGGGGAAAGUGUGACGCCACAUAGACGGACCAUGUGGUCCAGUGCACCCCAUGCUGAUACUCCUGGAGAAGCAGCCGUGUUUCUUCUGAUAGCCGUUGCGUUCCUGUCCGGAGCGACGGUAGCAGGACCGCGCUACAGUUCGAGGAUCGUGGAAACAAAAGCUGGUGCAAUCAGAGGGAUAAUUCUGGAACUGAACUCCAGACAUCUGGAGCCCGUGGAGGUGUUCAGAGGCGUUCCGUACGCGGCGCCCCCCCUUGGAGACCUGCGGUACAGCCCCCCGGCGCCUCCCGUGGCCUGGUCGGGGACUCGCCUGGCAGAUACGUUCGGGGCCGUGUGUCCGCAGCGAUAUCCGGACAUCUCGAACCGCUCGGCGGCUCUGCUCACCAUGCCGAGGGGCAGAUACAACCACCUGAAGCGACUCAUACCCCUUCUCGCCAACCAGAGCGAGGACUGUCUCUUUCUCAACCUGUACGUGCCGGGAAGCGGGAACCGAGGCCUGGAGGCGCCUUACGCCGUCGUCGUCUACAUCCACGGCGAGUCUUACGAGUGGAACUCGGGAAACCCUUACGACGGCAGUGUGAUGGCCAGCUACGGGCACGUGGUCGUCGUCACCCUCAACUUCAGACUCGGCGUCCUUGGAUUCCUGCGUACGCGCCCGGGACCUGACCGCGACGGAACAGCUGGUGGAAACCUCGGCGUCUGCGACAUCCUGUCGGCGCUGCAGUGGGUUCGACACAACGUAGCGGCGUUCGGCGGCGACCCGGGUCGCGUCACUGUGCUCGGCCACGACACAGGCGCGGCGCUAGUGAACCUGCUUCUCAUCUCCAGGGCAGCGAAAGGGCUGUUUCAUCGCGUGGUGAUGCUGAGCGGAUCGGUUCUCAGUCCGUGGGCCGUCGUGCAGCAGCCAGACAGUCUUCGGGCGACAGUGGCGGAGCAGAUGGGAUGUCUCAGCAUGGCGGCUGACGAGGACAGCGCGCCCUGUCUGCGCACCAAACCACUCUCAGCCCUGCUUGACGUGCAGAUGGACCCGCCACGCUUUCUCCCCCGUUUCGGGCCGUCCAUUCCACCCGAUGCGGACACCAGUGAGCCCACCCUCGCCAUGGAACACGCCAACGAGGCAUUCAUCACUUGCGAGAUGAUGCUCGGGACGACGACAACGGAGAGCUACCUGGACUUCAACGCUGCAGACAUUCAGUACGGCUUCGAGGAAGACCAGAGAAAUCGCGUGUUGAGGACGUACAUUCGAAACGCUUAUAUGUACCAUUUGAACGAAAUAUUUUCGACGGUGAAAAACGAGUAUACGGACUGGGACAAACCGAUCCAGCACCCCAUUAACAUCAGAGACUCGACAAUGGAAGCUCUGAGUGACGGACACACUGUGUCCCCCUUGGUGAGGGUUGCGUACCUCCACGCUAGGCGGGGGGCGAAGACCUACUUCUUCCAUUUCGGCUACCAGACAAAGGAAAGUGACUACCCACAGAGGUUGGGCAGCGUCAGAGGAGAGGACGUCACUUACAUCCUGGGACUGCCCCUGGUGGGUGGGCAUCCCUUCUUCCCGCAGAACUACAGCCGACAAGACAUGGGCGUCGCAGAGGCGGUGCUCAAUUUCUUCACCAACUUCGCCAAAACCGGGGACCCGAAUGAACCGCGGAUACAGAAGACGGACUAUGGGACGGUCAAGGAGAAGACGCGGUACAGAGGACUCAGCUGGGAGACUUACGAGACCGGCAGUCAGAUGUACCUCAGCAUCACUCUGAAACCAAAGAUGAGAAGCCAUUACAGGGGCCACAAGAUGGCGGUGUGGCUGAACCUCAUCCCUCAGUUGCACCAACCCGGAGACGAGGAUGUCAGCAUGAGACACCACCAUUUCCACGAGCGAGGGGAACUCUAUUACUCAGGUGUGGUUCGGCCUGAGUCAUUCACUCGGUUGCCCCCGCCAUUUCAUCCCACGACAUCUGCUGGGCCCCGAAGUCCUAGUGGUUCGCCACUAGGAGCAGAAUGUCUGCCCAACUCGACCUCAGAAGAAGACCUGCUGCGUCACUCCGACGACGGGAAUGUCGAAGACGAAGCAGGACUGCUCCAGAGACUGGCGACGAGGCACUACUACAGCUACACGGCCGCCCUGGGGGUCACGAUCGGAGUGGGGUGUCUUCUUCUGGUGCUCAACAUGCUCAUCUUCGCGGGGAUCUACUAUCAGCGCGACCGGGACCGCAGGAGACACUCUCCUCCUCCUGGGUCCUCAUCGUCGGCUUCUUCUGAAGGCAUCCCUCUCCCGCCCCCAAGACAGUCCGCCCCCAGUUCGACACCAGUGCCUCCAGCGAGAUCCACGAGCACUGGGGGCACAGUGAAGAAGCGAGUUCAGAUCCAGGAAAUAUCCGUAUAGCACGCGAACAGCGGUCGAGACAUCCACUCGAUAACUUUCCAGUUCAGAAAUUGAGCGUCCGUCGGAAGACAAGGCUGACACAUAUCAGGAAAAACAAAAUUUAUUCAGUUCGGCGUGUGUUUUAGCGUUAACCUUAAAUUGAGACCGAUUUUAAAAACAGAACAGCAUCGAUGAUAAUGGUAAUGGACACGUGUCGGUUAUUCCUUUGUGCCCACGUGACUCUUGCAUAACUAAUUGUGACUGGAGUCAAACGAAACACUUUUCAUGAGGAAAUCUAGGCCGGAUGCACAGCGAGCAGUCAAGACAAGACACCGUUAGACGAAACGUGAGGAAGGACAAGACGAGGCGUCGUCAGUCCGACACUCAGUUGCUAACAAAAUGAUGGAGAAUGAGGUUAGAGUUGCGGGUUCUAGCGUCGUGGUGUGAGCAAGGAAUUUAUGUCAGGAGGUUCUUGGUUCAUCCAUUUUUUUCAGGCCAGGGACGAUAUAAAUGCCUCGCGAUGUGAACACUGACCAAGAGAAGUUGACACUGUCGAGCGAGUGGCGCUGGAACGUACAAGUUCGAAUGACGUCAAAGAACUCUCGUGUGCACUGAAGACGCUUGAUGUAACAAGCGUGAACUCGAAAUAUUAGUUACUAGUUCUUUAGUGAUUGAUAAGAGGGACUUAAUUCGGGUGUAAUCUGUGUUCACUUAAACCCACAUCAAGGAGCACCAAGAAUUAAUAACGUGAAAUACAUUCUGAGGUGUGUUUGUUAAAUUAAACACAUUAAAAGGUUCUUUUUCUGUAUUUCAUUACGGAAACCUUGAGAAAUGAAAAUUGUUAACGUAUUUCUCUGCUUCUGAUGCUGCGUGUGGUUCAUCAGAAAGAAUGUGACAUCAGUCAAAUAUCAUUUAAUAAAUAUUUUCUCCUCCUGAAA
This is a messenger RNA of Zootermopsis nevadensis, 3816 nucleotides long. Lineage: Eukaryota; Metazoa; Arthropoda; Insecta; Blattodea; Termopsidae. The record is from RefSeq and is a predicted model, not a curated record.